AGCCACACUGGUGCUUCGCGUCCACCUUUCUAUCCUGUAGCAGCAGAAGGUGAUAUUUCGAAUCUACUUCUUUUAUACUUUUCAAGCAAACCAAACCAAACCAAUCAAGAAAAGGAAGGGCAUCAUGCGUGCGUGGCUCGAUGAGAUGUGGGAUCGGCAGGUCGGCCUUGACGAGUACCUGCCCGGCACCCCGCACAAACACCGCCGCCUGCUCGAUCUCUUUCCCUACCACAUAUGGGGACGCAGCAGCAUGCCGAGCCAAGAGGAGAGCAGCCGCAACGUGACGGAAGCGGAGAGACGAUUUCGCGAGGGGGACGCGGUGCGACGGCGGCAGUACCCGUCCUGCUUCGAGGAGGCCUGCGCGUACGGCAACCUGCAGGCGGCCAUCCUCAUGUGGUCGCAGGGCACGGUAGACAUCGCGACCCGCAAGGCGGUGUACGAAGGCAAUAACGCCUCGGCGCUGAUGUGGGCUGCGUUUAAAGGGCACCUCCCCGUUGUGCGCUUCUUGGUCGAUCACGCGGCGCCGUUGGAGGCGACGAACACGCUGGGUCACACGGCGUUGCAGUGGGCGAUCACCGCCGGGCACACGGAUGUCGCGCGUUACCUGCUCGACCACGGCGCGGACCCGUCGCACCGCGACCGCCAAGGCUUCGACGCGGCGUUUGCGGCGGUGCAGAAUGAUCGGCUGGCGCUCUUACUGAUGCUCACGGAAGAUGCGUCGCGGGAGGGUCACCUACUGCCGACGAGCGAUAAUGGUCUCGUAUUUUAUCAGCCCUCGCCUGAACAGCGCGCGCAGGCGGCGGCAGCCGGCACGCUCAACCCCCGCACGGGCAAACCGUACUACCUGCUCGACCCGUCCAUGCGAGAUGUGGAGGGGCACACCCUCAUGCACUGGGCCGCCUACCGUAACUCCCCCGCGACGUGUCAGUACUUGCUGGAUCACUGGGGUUACGCGGUCGAUGCGAAGGACAAGCACGGACGCACCCCGUUCGUGUGGGCCGCGCGGGAGGGCUUUGCGGAGGUGAUGGAGCUGUUGCUCAGCCGCGGCGCUGAUCGAGACUGCGCGGAUAGCGACGGGUGGACGGCGCUGCAGUACGCCCGCACGCGGAAUCACCCAGAGGCUGUGUACGUGGUGGAGACGUACCCUAUCGCUUCGAUGAACGCACUCGCUAAGGAGGUGGAAGCAGAAGUUGCGGCAGAAGCAGGUGAUGUGUUUCGAGCGGGCGAACACGAGCACACGAGCGACAACGCCGCCGACUCUGCAAAGACGGCGUUGCUGGGAGGUUCCCACAGCGGCCCGGGAGCGGGAGCGGCGGGGAGUGGCGGUCGCUACGUGUGCGUGCGCGACCGGCGUGCCUACGGCACCUUCCAGAUGCUCCGCACGCACACCAUGUUCGCCGUCAUGGCCGCGUGCGGACCCCUCUACCUCGUCGCCACGUACGUUCUCAUGAACGUUCUGCCGCCCCUUGUCAGCUACUUCCCUUUCGGAGUUUACUUUUUCAAGAACGUGCUGUGGACGUCGCUGCUGUCGCGGCCGACGCAGUCCAGUCGCACCGGGCCGCCGCUCUCCAUCACCAAGGAAAUGGGCAUUGCGGCGAACAUUGCGGAGUCGGUGCGGGGGACGUGGCUGUUCCGCGCGCGUGACCCCGCCAACUUUUUUAUCUGGCUCUCGUUUCUACUUCUGCAGGUCUGGGCGUGGAAUCAGCUGGGGCUCCCACCGCUGUUCACCACCUCCGCCAGCCGCAACUGCAGCAGCAGCGGCACGACGACGGGUCUGUGGCCCACACGUUCGCCUUCGCCGCUGCCCUCCACCGCCACCGCCGCGGGCGACGAUCUCGUCCCACCGCCCGUCCACUACGUCGGUCUCGCCUUCUUUCGACUCCUCACAUUUCAAUCAAACCCGCUACGCCAGUUCGGCAGCGGCGGUGAUGGGGGUGACGCCGCCGUCGCCCCCACCGGCCUCGCGCUCUCGCCACAAGACGUGAUCCGGCACUCGCGCGUCCGUCUCGACGCGGCGACCUGCGCCUACACGGCGCAGUCGGAGUCCAUCGUGCGGUGGGUGCUGAUGCUUCUGCUCGUCGCCACCCUUUCCUGUGGUUUUCUGUGUAAGCUGCUCUCUGCCCGGUCAGUGAUGCGCAGCUCCGAGGAGGGCACGCUACGCACGUCGCCGCUCUGGCGGAUCGUCGCGGCACGGCGGUACAGCUGGCUGCACCCCCGCUUCUUCUUCCAGGAGCGCCACAUGCAGUUUCCGCUGCGGGCUUUCUACUGCGCGGAGCGCGACGUGGUUGUGCGCGACUACGACGGCUACUCGAACCUGCUGGACUGCCCCAUUGGGCGCUCGAACCACCUCCCUUUCGUGCUCGCGCUGACCAGCUUCACGCUCUAUCAGCUUUUCAUACUCACGUGGGGCUACCAACACAUGCGCGCCCUGCUGCAGUGCCCGGUGCGGGAGCCGUGGUACGGCGACGCGUUCUUUGCCUUUCAGCAGCCAGAAGCGAUGGAGGCGGCGCUGAAGUCGCGAGCGCCGUUUCUCUCUUCCCCGGCAGCAGCCGCCACCUCCACCACCACCGCCGCAACGACAGCAGCAGCAGCGGCUGACUCCGCUACGAUGCACGCUGUCGCCUCUGCUGUGAUGUCUGCCGCAGCCCCGGUGAUCAGCUUUGCGUGGCUGAACAACGGAAUGAACCUCCUCCUGCACGGCCUGCCCUGCCGUCAGCAUCAGCGCCUUGCCGGAAUCGCACAGGACUACGUGCACGCCGUUGCCGCGGCCGCUUCCAAAGCAGACGGCGGCGCACCCCCCUCACGUCUCGCCCAUCACGUCCGUCGCGUGUUCUUCUUGGUCCACUACUACCUCUGGCCGACCCGCGCCUCCGCGCUCGGUGUGUGGGUACUGCACUAUAGCAUCCUGUCCGCCCUUGCGGUUGGCUGCGUGGCGGUCCGGCAGUGGCGCGGAGUCUGGAGCGGGGCGACGCGAGUGGAGCUCGCCAACCCGCUCGCGCAAGGGAGCGACGGUGAGCUCGUGUCCAUCUUUCCAAAGGCGGCGCAGCAGGCGCAGCGGGUGGCGCUGGUGGAUGCGGAGGAGGAGCGCUUCUACGCGGCGGUCAGCCCGGAGAAGGCACGGCCCGUGGACGGGCUGCCCGAGCAGGGAGGCCGCUGCAUUUACGCGGACGGGAGCGGGCUGGUGAAUGUGUGGAGUUUUGUGCGCGGUCGGCGGGGGCAGCGGUGGCGCGGUGCGAUGACGGUCUCGUCGCACAACACACCGGUGAAGACGCCGAUGCUGAUGUGA
This is a messenger RNA of Leptomonas pyrrhocoris, 3286 nucleotides long. RefSeq lists its product as hypothetical. The coding region runs from base 125 to 3286 and encodes 1053 amino acids. The record is from RefSeq and is a predicted model, not a curated record. The transcript has a single exon. Gene Ontology annotation, molecular function: protein binding. NCBI's taxonomy places the organism in Eukaryota, Euglenozoa, Kinetoplastea, Trypanosomatida, Trypanosomatidae.